CAGUAGCUCCGAAUUAUGGCAAAAUCUGUGCUAUUCCCAUUGUUGAUUUUGCUGCUUAUUCUUAGAACAACUUAUGCAUCUGCACCAAGUCCUGGUAGAAUGGGCUUGAAGAUGGUUAGAAGAUCACUUUCAAGCCAGUCCUACUCUGAACUCCAAUCAUUUUAUUACAGCCAGACACUAGACCACUUCAACUACAGACCUGAUAGUUAUCAAACUUUCCAGCAGAGAUAUUUUAUCAACUCCCAGUAUUGGGGAGGAGCAAAUACGAGCUCACCCAUUUUUGCUUAUUUAGGUGCAGAGACAGAUGUAACACUGAAUAUUCCUGCUAUUGGAUUCAUUGAUGAUCUCGCUGCGCGUUUUAAAGGUUUGCUGCUGUAUAUGGAGCAUCGUUAUUAUGGUGAAUCAAUCCCAUUUGGUUCGAAUCAGAAUUCCAGUACUCUUGGAUACUUCAGCUCAACACAAGCUCUAGCUGAUUAUGCACAAUUGAUCAUAGAUGUCAAGAAAAACCUAUCAGCAGAAAAUUGUCCUGUUAUUGCUGUUGGAGGAUCUUAUGGUGGAAUGCUUGCCUCGUGGUUUCGUCUAAAAUACCCUCAUAUUGUCAUUGGUGCAUUGGCUUCGUCUGCUCCAAUACUAUACUUUGAUGAUAUUACACCACAAGAUGGAUAUUAUGUUGUUGUUAGCCAGGUUUUUAGAAACAAGAGUGAAAGUUGCUACAGUAACAUAACGCAGUCCUGGUCUGAAAUUGAUAGAGUUGCUGGUGAAUCAAAUGGCCUUGCCACCCUUGAGAAAAUCUUCACCCUCUGCAACCCUCUGAACUCAGCACUAGAGCUCAAAAAUAUCCUUGCGUCCAUGUAUAUGUACUCAGCUCAGUAUGACAGUCCUGAAGAAAAUUAUGUUGAAAAUGUAUGUGGAGCCAUUGAUGGGGCACCAGAAGGAACUGAUGUUCUUGGAAGAAUAGCAGCAGGUCUAAAUUCUAGUUCCUCUUCGUGCCAGUCCAUGUCUGUUGGAAGAUCACCAGCGUUACAAGAUUACGUGCAGGAACAAGGAUGGUCAUGGCAGAAAUGCACUGAAAUUGUAAUGCCAUUCGGAAUAGAUAACAACAAUACAAUGUUCUGGAUAGCUCCAUUUAAUCUAAGCAACUAUAUCAGCAAUUGUCAAGAAGCUUUUGGUGUCACCCCAAGGCCUCAUUGGAUCACAACAGAAUUUGGUGGCCGCGACAUAAAAUCAGUGCUGGGAAAUUUUGGAAGUAACAUCAUUUUCUCUAAUGGACUGAGAGAUCCAUACAGUGCUGGAGGAGUUGUAGAAGACAUAUCAGAAAAUAUUGUUGCUGUAAAUACAGAGAGAGGUUCCCAUUGCUUGGAUUUGUAUACUCCUUCAGUAAAUGAUCCUGAUUGGCUUGUAGCACAAAGAGACAAAGAAACCAAAAUCAUUGCACAGUGGAUUACUGACUAUGCCAAGCCCAAGAAGAAUUGAUACAGAAAGAAACAGGAUAAGAUAUAUAGUUUUCCAUGGGAUGCAUUGAUAAAUUAUUUUUUAUUUUUUAUUUUUUUUUAAAAAAGUGUGACAAAGAGGAAUGUUGAUUUUUAAUUAUCUAAAUUACAGUACUAGAACAUUUUAAUUUGAUUAAAUUUAAAGUUU
Manihot esculenta (cassava) is the source of this 1638-nucleotide messenger RNA. RefSeq names its product lysosomal Pro-X carboxypeptidase. The coding region runs from base 16 to 1473 and encodes 485 amino acids. Gene Ontology annotation, biological process: proteolysis. The transcript has 8 exons. The record is from RefSeq and is a predicted model, not a curated record. NCBI's taxonomy places the organism in Eukaryota, Viridiplantae, Streptophyta, Magnoliopsida, Malpighiales, Euphorbiaceae. Gene Ontology annotation, molecular function: dipeptidyl-peptidase activity; serine-type exopeptidase activity.